Messenger RNA from Melospiza melodia melodia, 4125 nucleotides. RefSeq lists its product as uncharacterized. The record is from RefSeq and is a predicted model, not a curated record. The transcript is spliced from 3 exons. The coding region runs from base 1424 to 3721 and encodes 765 amino acids. NCBI's taxonomy places the organism in Eukaryota, Metazoa, Chordata, Aves, Passeriformes, Passerellidae.
GAACACACGGAGAAAGCACAGCACUAGGAAAACAGAGUAACAAAUUAGAUAAGGGGUAGAGCAUCAUGACAGGGGAAGAGAUAGGUAUGGGAGAAACUAAUGGACUAAGCAGGUUUAGAGCCAGCAAUGUCGAAACGAUCCUAAGGGUUUUGCCAAACCACGGGAUCUAAGCCAAACACACCGGGAAUUGACCAAAUUAGGAAAUGAGUUCAAAAGUUUAAAGAGGAAGACUCAUCGGAAAGACCCCGUCUAUGAUGAAGGCAACAGGAACGACCACCUGAAAAUUCCCCAAAAGAGAUGUCUCCACCUGCGCUCCGCCCACGCUCCGCCUACACCACGCCCCAUAUGAAUAUGCAUGAUUAUGUACCUGAUCUGAUGUAAUCCUAUACCCAAAAUUGUAUAUAAGGCUUGCUUUUGCUAUGUGAACUCAGAAAUCCAUUUUGUGAUUUCUCCGACGCGUCGCAAAUAAAAUACCUCCUGCUUAAUUGACUUAAGUUGAGUCUGAUUAGGCAGUCACUCUGCCUGUUUGGGGCAAAAUUCGGCAUCAUUUCUGGCGAGCCAGCCAGGAGGUAUGGCACCAGACAGGAGAUCCAGGACUUGAGGGGUCCUCCCCGAGCCGGGUCCGGGGUCGGGACCCUCGGGCGCCCCUGACUAACGUUUGUCAGAAGAGACUCCCCCCCCCGGACCAGUGCUCUCGGUGGACGAAGAGUACCCUGCAUCUCCUGCUCCAAUUCAGAGAUUGGAAAUGUAUGUGCAUGAACUUGGGAACCCGGUAUUUCACGGUCUAUCGGCGACCUCUUGUGACCAAACCCGGUAAAACAGCCUGUUCUGACAUAAGACCAUAAGAAUCUUUUAGGAAAAACCCCUACAAGAAAAAUAGGAAGGACCUUUCCAAGUGCUGCUGACUACCUCCACCGUGGUUCGGAGUCGACGUCCCUGGAUUCCCGGUUGGCUCGUGAUCCGCGGAUGCACCACGCCCACGCCGGAGUGAAGGUCAAGCGGAAAGGGCUAGAUGAUGAUAAAGAGGACUCGGAGAGGGAACUAAGGGAACGAGCUUUCGUCAUUCCCUUAGAGCCUCUGCCGGGCGUUACGUUACGAGAUCCCCGCUCCCAGCGGCGGCAGUUUAGCCACAUUAAGAUAGAUGUGACCCUGAUGAAACCCAACUUUGCCAAGCACAUUGUGUGGGACUAACUGGAUUUCUUUGCAGAGGUUGUGAUACUAGACCUCCAAUGUUAUGAGUGUAGCUACAAAGAAGCUAGGGAGUUGUUUGAAGCUUCCGAACAAAUUGUAUUAAGGUACACCGCUGGUUACCAAAUUAGAUCCUUAGAGAUUUAGACACUAAACAAAAAAAAAAAAAAAAAAAAAAAAAAAAAAAAAAAAAAAAAAAGGUUAUUUUACGGGUAGAACGAAUUCACAUCAAACAAUGAGAGGCACAAAGGGUGUCUGCAACUCGAAUGAUUACACGGGGAAAACCAUUUUCCUCCUAAUUCUGUUGUUAACUAUGGGCAAACCAUUGACCUCAUGUGCUGCUGAUGUGAUUGUUACCCCUGAAAGACCUGUGGUUGGGGUGAUGCAGGAUAUGGAUAUUAACCUUACUUGUAUUGUUACGAAUAACCAGAGCAAAAGAGCUGAGAAAAUCAGGGUUACCUGGGGAGGAAAUGCCGCCGAAGGUAAAGUGGUGACUUAUUGGAAUGAGGAUGAACAGCAUGGAAACUCUACCUUAUGUCUGAAAAAGGUAAGCCAAUCAGACAUGGGAAGAUAUUGGUGCAACGUGACAAUUGGUCAGGAGCAGAAACAGGGAAUGGUUAAACUAAGGGUUGUUCCUUGGAGAUUUGGAAAUAGACAAGAUUCAGAGUCUAUCGAAGUAGUCCCGUAUAAACAGGUGCGGGAUAAAUGGGCAGGUCAUCGGGGAAAAAUGAACUGUGAGUUCACAUUUAAACCAACUUGUACAGGAGAACAUCAGGUGAAAUGGUGGAAAAAGGAAAAUAGAAAUUGGAGAUUCAUUGAUUCGGGUUAUUGGUGGGGGAGCAAAGGACAAGGCAGAGUAUGGUUAGAUGUCGGGACAUCGAAACAAAGCGAGGGAACAUAUCUUUGUUUGCUGAUGUGCGGACUUGAGGGAAGCUAUGGAUUAAGGGUGUGGUCUAGUCGAGUGAGACGAGAGCUACAGUUCAAUCGAACGGAGGAACAAGAAAAUUUGAUAGUAGGAUUGGUGAGAGAUUUUGGGAAAAUGCAGAAUGUAACCAAGAUUACAGCCUGUCUCCCCUUGCCACAAGCUGCAGGAGAACCCAUUCCAUGGGGGAUUAUUCCAAUCCCAGAUCCGCCUAUUAUUCAAAAUCUAACUCAGACAUGUUACCCGCAAAUCAGGGAGAAACUUAAGAAGAAGACCAUGAAAGAAUGGUCCACUGUACCGAAGCCUUCAGAUGUGUGGCAGUGUAGAGCGAAUGAAGGGAGAUUCGAACCAAAGCCAGGAUUAUAUGGAGGGUUAAAUAACUAUGGAUGGUGUUAUGACGUACAACACAAGGAGAUAGAUGUGAAGGUGACAGAACAGGAAUGGGUAUGUCAGAAUUCAACUUCAACCGCUUCCUUGUGGGAUAAUUGGGAAACUGUUUGGGGACAGAGUUUAUUAGAACACUAUACCUAUUUAGGGGAGGUAGAGUGGUGCGUGCAGUGGACCGGGAGUAAAAACGCCACUUCCUUUGAAGUAAGCAAUUUCCAAACUUCUAGGAGAGAAUGGCAAGAACUAAGGGAAGGUAGGGAGUAUUGGAACUGUUCGAAGCUGAUCACUUGUGAUACUCCAGAAGACCAAAUUAGUAUAGCCCCAGUGAGAGUUUUAGUGAAAUGGGGAUGUGAGUGCCGUAAGCUGAACCAUACAAUAGCUGAGAAGACUUUCCAAACUCCUGUCCAAAAGGUAUCUUGUAUGACUACAACUAUCCGAAGUCCAGGGAAAUUGGUCUGGGUACUAGGACAUGGCCAGUGGACAACCCAUCUGCCGUUAGAUGGACCAGUGACUCAAAUUACUCUGGGGAUCCCUACACUCUGUCCUUUCUGGAAGAAAGAAUCUCUAUAUAGGCCAGAUAAUAUUCCAGUAAAACAAGGGAAGACCAGAGUAAUGAAGAAAAGGGAAGACAUAGACAGAUGGCAUGCCCCUAGUACUGGAGUUAAACUUGGCUGGGCAUUAGAAUCGUUGUUUGCACCAAUAGCUUCCUAUCGAAACAGGGAAAUGCUGUAUAACCUUUUGGGCCAGACUGAACGGUUGGCUGCAGCAACUAAGAAAGGAUUUAAAGAUUUUAACCUACAAUUGCAGGCUACCUCAAAAAUGACAGUGCAGAAUAGGAUGACUUUGGACCUGCUGUUGUUAAAAGAGCAUGGAGUUUGUGGUUACCUAAGUGGCAGAAUUGACCAUUGCUGCAUCCAUAUUCCAAAUGUCACCAAAGAAGUUGAAAAGGAUAUCUCUGAGUUGCGAUGCGUGCAACAAGAGGCAGGAAUUCAGAGAGAUGAGUCUGAACACAAUUGGAUUGAGGGAUUGUUUAACUCAUGGGGGUUGAAUAUCUCGGGUUGGCUGUCGUCAUUAAUUCAAUAUGUGUUAAUGUUUGGAAUUGUGAUUCUGUUAGUUUGGUGUUUUUACAAAUGUUUGUUGAGUUUGAUACAGAAAGAAGUGGUUCACACCAGGAUGAUUAUCAAGGCUUUAACUCGACCCCGAAUCGGUGAUGGGGACCCCUAGUGGCACCCUAUAGGAUUACAACUUGACGAAAGAAUUCGUAAGUUACAAGAAAAAGGGGGGAAAUGAAGCCCUAAAGCAGAUAGCCUUCUGGAAGUAAUGGGUUAAAACAUGGAAUGUGAGGCCUGUAAAGCAGGGCCUAGCACUAGAACACACGGAGAAAGCACAGCACUAGGAAAACAGAGUAACAAAUUAGAUAAGGGGUAGAGCAUCAUGACAGGGGAAGAGAUAGGUAUGGGAGAAACUAAUGGACUAAGCAGGUUUAGAGCCAGCAAUGUCGAAACGAUCCUAAGGGUUUUGCCAAACCACGGGAUCUAAGCCAAACACACCGGGAAUUGACCAAAUUAGGAAAUGAGUUCAAAAGUUUAAAGAGGAAGACUCAUCAGAAAGACCCCGUCUAUGAUGAA